This is a messenger RNA of Neltuma alba, 618 nucleotides long. Its product is annotated as protein DOG1-like 4. Lineage: Eukaryota; Viridiplantae; Streptophyta; Magnoliopsida; Fabales; Fabaceae. Gene Ontology annotation, molecular function: sequence-specific DNA binding. The transcript has 2 exons. Gene Ontology annotation, biological process: DNA-templated transcription. The coding region runs from base 1 to 618 and encodes 205 amino acids. The record is from RefSeq and is a predicted model, not a curated record.
AUGACUUCUACCACACCUGGUUCUGCAAGCUCGAAGAAAUCCUCCACCACCUUCUUCAACUUUCCACUCAGAACCCAAAUGCUGCCUCUCAAAGAACACGACGUUAACGUUCAGCAUUUGGUGAACACAGCCACGUCUCAUAUCAAGCAGUAUUAUACUGAGAAAUGGGCUGAAGCUCGUGAAGAUGUUCUUCCCUUCUUCGCUCCCACUUGGCUCACUCCUCUCGAGAAUGCCUCCUCUUGGAUCACCGGAUGGAAGCCUUCCAUGGUUUUCCGGCUGUUUCGGAGUCUCGCGACGGCGUCGUUUGACCAUAAGAUGGUCGAGCUCGCGAAGCUCUCAAGCAGGGCGGAGGGCAGCGGCACCGGGGUGGCGGCGGCGCGGGAGGUGGAAGUGGCGGUGAAGGGAGUGUUGGAUGGAUUGGAAAGGACAAUGAAGGGGGCGGAUUGCGUGAGGCUGAAGACACUGAAAGGACUGCUGGAUUUGCUGACGCCAUUGCUGUGUGUGGAGUUCUUGGCUGCAGUUCUUGCUCUGCAACUUCGUCUAAGACAAUGGGGGAAGAAGGAGAGGGGCAUGCUUCAUGUCCCCAGGUUGAAUGAGCGACGGCCAGUUACAAAUUGA